This is a messenger RNA of Megalobrama amblycephala (Wuchang bream), 2814 nucleotides long. RefSeq names its product arrestin, beta 2b (gene arrb2b). Gene Ontology annotation, biological process: positive regulation of ERK1 and ERK2 cascade; signal transduction; G protein-coupled receptor internalization. The transcript is spliced from 15 exons. The record is from RefSeq and is a predicted model, not a curated record. Gene Ontology annotation, molecular function: angiotensin receptor binding. Gene Ontology annotation, cellular component: cytoplasm. Lineage: Eukaryota; Metazoa; Chordata; Actinopteri; Cypriniformes; Xenocyprididae. Bases 209 to 1435 code for a protein of 408 amino acids.
UCAAACUCCGAGGCCAAAGCCCAGUCGCUGCUUGGUGUCUGAAGCGGCAGCGAGAGGCUUCCGUCUCUGGGCUGCGGAAACUACCCUGCGCAAGCCAGCGCGAGUGGCACUGAUUGAGGAAAGGAGGGACGCUUUAUUCGAAGUCUCGGCUGAGUUAAAUACCUAUUAUAAAGCAUCUUCUCCUUAUUGAAGGAAAAGGCCUGCGGAGAUGGGCGACAAGGCGGGGACCAGAGUCUUCAAGAAGUCCAGCCCCAACUGCAAGCUCACAGUAUACUUGGGGAAGAGGGACUUUGUGGAUCAUCUAGAUCACGUGGACCCUGUAGAUGGGGUGCUCUUGAUUGACCCAGAAUACCUAAAAGACAGAAAAGUUUUUGUGACCCUGACGUGUGCCUUCCGUUAUGGCCGUGAAGAUCUGGACGUGCUGGGCCUGUCUUUCCGAAAGGAUCUCUUCAUCUCCAGUUUCCAGGCCUUUCCCCCUCUGCCUGAGGAGCGCAAACCGCUCAGUCGGCUACAGGAGAGACUGCUCAAGAAGCUAGGCCAGAACGCGUACCCCUUCAACUUCACGAUUCCUCAGAACCUUCCCUGUUCAGUGACUCUACAGCCCGGGCCAGAGGACACAGGAAAGGCAUGUGGUGUUGACUUUGAAGUCAGGGCAUUUUGUGCCAAAACUGUGGAUGAGAAGACUCACAAACGGAACUCUGUGCGGUUGGUCAUUCGUAAGGUACAGUACGCUCCAGAGAAGCCUGGGCCGCAGCCAAUGGUGGAGACCACACGCAGCUUCCUUAUGUCUGACCGUUCCCUUCACCUCGAGGCCUCACUAGAUAAAGAGCUCUACUACCAUGGUGAACCUAUCAGUGUCAACGUUCAUGUCACCAACAACUCCACCAAAACAGUUAAACGAGUUAAAAUCUCUGUGCGACAGUAUGCCGAUAUCUGUUUGUUCAGCACCGCACAGUACAAAUGUCCUGUGGCUCAGGUUGAAGCCGAUGACCAGGUGUCACCCAGCUCCACGUUCUGUAAGGUGUACACACUCACCCCCACACUGAGCAAUAACAGAGAGAAGAGGGGUCUGGCUCUGGAUGGACAGCUAAAACAUGAAGACACCAACUUGGCCUCCAGCACCAUAGUGAAGGAUGUGUCCAAUAAGGAGGUCCUGGGAAUCUUGGUGUCCUACAGAGUUAAAGUCAAGCUUGUGGUGUCUCGUGGAGGUGAUGUGUCAGUGGAGCUGCCUUUUGUCUUGAUGCACCCUAAGCCCUCCGAACAGCCCAACUCUAGACCGCAGUCAGCUGUGCCAGAGACAGAUGUCCCUGUGGACGCCAACCUCAUAGAGUUUGAAACAAAUAAUUUCUCACAGGAUGAUGACUUUGUGUUUGAGGACUUUGCAAGGCUCAGGCUGAAGGGAAUGAAAGAUGAAGAGGAUGACCACUUCUGCUAACAGCCCCUCCACACACACACACACACACACACACACACACACACACACACACACACACAGACACACACGACACCAUGCGAAGGUUGUAAGGAAGGGCGACAGGGGUGGGGUGUCAACCUGCCAGUACUCUCAUACCUCUGCUCCACUGGGCCCAUCUGAUAGAGUGGAGCACUUACUGAUAUUUUCUGAGCCUUCUUUCUUUCUUUCUGUCUUUCUUUCUUUGUCUUUUGGCUCUUUUUUUCCCACCAUUUUAGCAUCUGUGAGGUGGUCUUUAAAUUGGCCUCUGUUUCUCUGGUCAUAUCAACCACUUCACUAGGGUCCUUAUUUGUUAGAAAGAUUGAGGGAAAAGGAAAGGGAGGAAAAUGACGUUAGUUGGGUCAUAUAAACAUCAAUGUAUUAUUGGUGGGCAAAGGGUCCAUUGAUUCAGGGGUGAUUCUUUAUUCCUUUCUUUCUUUACCUUUUCCUUUAUUUUUUUGUCAUCAUAUUCCCACUUAUAUAUCAAGUGGGCAUUAAUAGCUAUGUAAUUAUGGUAUAUGUUCUAUGUUAUUUCAUUGUACAGUACAUACACUGUUCACAAACACCAUAGGGAACUUGAGUUUGGUGUUAAUUUUAUUCCACUUUCCUAGACCCAUAAUCAAAUCCAUCCAUACUUGCUCAGCAGCUUUUAUGUUAUAGUUAUGUAAAAUGUAUACAUAUCAUACAAGACUACGUAGUAACACUUUUCUGUGCACUUAUAGUGCACGCAAUACUCGAAUAAUUAAGGACGUGGCAUUUUUAGUGAAACGGAGUAGUUGGCGAAGUGCAUUGGGACACAAGUGUCUGGUUUCUUAUUGUAAAUUUUAGCACCUAUUCCACAUGUUGAGUUGUAGAAUAUAUACACUGCUACAAGUCUUCAGUGCGAAAUUAGCUUUUAGAUACAACGAGAGGGCAGGGACAGGCUCUGUAUGUGCCACACACACACAAUGUAAUUCCUCAUUAUUUGUGCCUGCCAAACUUUAUUUGCCAAAAUGUGAUGAUUUAUAAUGUUGCUUGUAAGUUAAGCUCAGUUCGGUUGAAAAUCACAUGCUCAUUCUUUGUUUUAGUUGACAGAAACUGUUGAUGAUGUAACCAUUUGACUGCCAGAAAUAUUUUGAUGAUGGUUAUUUUAAAAUCGCAUUUAUAGCAUGAUUUCCAGGAAAUUUGACUUUUUAUCUUGUUCUCCCAGGAUCAGCCCUUUCCUAUGACAUUCUACAUAGUUUACUACUGAACAAUGGCAAAUUUACUUAUGUUACAAUGUGUACAAGGAAGUAACAUUUUGCAAUGAACAAAGUGGAGCUCCCGUUGAAGGACAAAAAGCUAUCUCUAAAAUAAAGGAUUGCUUUGUUUAAAGCACCCAUACA